Papaver somniferum (opium poppy) is the source of this 874-nucleotide messenger RNA. RefSeq lists its product as uncharacterized. The transcript is spliced from 4 exons. NCBI's taxonomy places the organism in Eukaryota, Viridiplantae, Streptophyta, Magnoliopsida, Ranunculales, Papaveraceae. The coding region runs from base 195 to 602 and encodes 135 amino acids. The record is from RefSeq and is a predicted model, not a curated record.
GGUUUUUUAGUCGAAACAACAAAAGAAAAGAAAUUCUCAUCGUUGAGUUGAGCCUCUCCUCCCUCCCUCUCUCCCUCCAUCGCCGCACAUCUCAUCCUCAUUUGAAGGCAGGCAGGCAGCCAGCCAGACCAGUAAGAAGAUCAAUUCUGACUUAUGAAUAAUAUUGAUUUGAUUAGGGGAAGUAGAAAGAUCAGAUGGCACUAAAAAGUGUCACAAAAAUGUUAUCCCAGAGGUUGUUUUCCAGGGGCACUAGAGGCAUUGUUACCAAUACUGGAGGACGAACUGAGACCAGCAAACAUAUUACGGAUGAAAAAUUGCGAAGUCUUUGUGAACGCUUUGAGCAGGCUACUGCAGAAGCAAAGGAAUUCAUCGAUGAAUGCAAUGCUGUCUUUGCCCUAAAAAGGGCAUUCCCCUUUGAUCAACAGUUAUGGGCAUCGUUCCUUUUAGGUCUUGGUGUCAGCGCAGUUCAGGAGUUUCAAGAAAUCGUGAAAAUGAGAAAUGCCAUCGAAGAUAAAAAGAACCAGUUGUCAGCUCUUCGUAAUGCCAUCAAAGAUAAAGAAUCCCCUCGUCAAGAGUUACGAGCGCCAGCUUUAUCAGCAUAAGAUAUGAGCGGUUAUUUAAUUUCUCAGGCAUGAGCUUACUUUAAGUUAUGUCAGUUUACUAUUAUAAACCUAUAGUUAUAUUUAUGAAUAGCUAAUAUUGAGCUUUUCUACAGAGCUUAUAACUUUAUGUCUUGUUUCAAGUGGUUUAGAACUUACUAUGGUUAUUGGUUUUAUAUCCCGUUUAUUGUGGUUUAGGGUUAUAAAACUGUUUUUUAUAUCUACUAAUUGCUAGUGCAUUACAUACAGAAAUUGCUGGUGUGUUUGUUUCGGAA